This is a messenger RNA of Drosophila montana, 469 nucleotides long. RefSeq names its product midgut expression 1 (gene mex1). The record is from RefSeq and is a predicted model, not a curated record. Bases 130 to 378 code for a protein of 82 amino acids. NCBI's taxonomy places the organism in Eukaryota, Metazoa, Arthropoda, Insecta, Diptera, Drosophilidae. The transcript is spliced from 2 exons.
UUUGUUUUGGGAACAGACGGAACGUUACAAAUUAUUCCGUAAAGGCUAUACACACCUAUAUAUAUAUAUAUAUAGUAUAUAUAUAUUUUGUAUAUUGAGGCAUAUACGUGAACGAAACACUUAAUUAAAAUGUGCAACGCUUGUUGGGAGUGCAUUAAAUGCCCGGGCAAAGUGGUUUGCUGUUGCUGUCAAUGCGCCUGCAAAAUGGUCAUGAGCAUUUUAUGCUCUAUCAUAGUCCUGUUGGUAAUUAUCGGAUUGAUCGUCUACUUCACCGUCUAUUAUCACAAGGACAACGACAACGAUGCACAGAAACAGGUGGAGAAAAUGUUGCCAAUCGUAAAGAGAAGUAUACGCGAUUACUUCGGCAAGGAGGACUAGAGUAUCGCGACGCUCAAAGAAUUUACAUAUAAUCUAAGUUACAAUUAGCCAACGAAUAAAAUAAUAAAAACGAAAUAACUAAACCUACGAA